This is a messenger RNA of Equus quagga, 4377 nucleotides long. It is a transcript of the gene ANAPC2, whose product is annotated as anaphase promoting complex subunit 2. NCBI's taxonomy places the organism in Eukaryota, Metazoa, Chordata, Mammalia, Perissodactyla, Equidae. Gene Ontology annotation, molecular function: ubiquitin protein ligase binding. Gene Ontology annotation, cellular component: anaphase-promoting complex. Bases 46 to 2514 code for a protein of 822 amino acids. Gene Ontology annotation, biological process: ubiquitin-dependent protein catabolic process. The record is from RefSeq and is a predicted model, not a curated record. The transcript is spliced from 13 exons.
ACCCUGCGUCAACUCCGCGCGCCGGGCCGGCGGCUCUGGGGGCAGAUGGCGGCGGCGGCGGCGGCGGCGGAGGGGUGCGGCGACCCCGGGCCUGCGCAGGAGCUGCUGGUGGCCUGGAAUACCGUGAGCACCGGGCUAGUGCCGCCGGCCGCGCUAGGACUGGCGUCCUCCCGGACCAGCGGUGCGGUCCCGCCGAAGGAGGAGGAGCUGCGGGCGGCGGUGGAAGUUCUGAGGGGCCACGGUCUGCACUCAGUCCUGGAGGAGUGGUUCGUAGAGGUGCUGCAGAACGAUCUACAGGCCAACAUCUCCCUCGAGUUCUGGAAUACCAUCUCCCAGCGCGAGAACUGUGCGGACGAGCCUCAGUGCCUUCUGCUGCUCCUUGACGCUUUCGGCCUGCUGGAGAGCCGUCUGGAUCCCUACCUGCAUAGCCUAGAGCUCCUGGAGAAAUGGACUCGCCUGGGCUUGCUGAUGGGCACCGGCGCUCAGGGGCUUCGGGAAAAAGUCCACACCACGUUGCGGGGCGUCCUGUUCUUUUCCACUCCCAGAACCUUUCAGGAGAUGAUCCAGCGCCUCUAUGGGCGCUUCUUGAGAGUCUAUAUGCAGAGUAAGAGAAAGGGAGAAGGGGGCACAGACCCGGAACUGGAGGGGGAAUUGGACAGCAGGUAUGCCCGACGCCGGUACUACCGGCUUCUGCAGAGCCCGCUGUGUGCGGGAUGUGGCAGUGACAAGCAGCAAUGCUGGUGCCGCCAGGCGCUGGAGCAGUUCCAUCAGCUGAGCCAGGUCCUACACAGGCUCAGUCUGCUGGAGCGGGUCAGUGCUGAGGCCGUGACCACCACCUUGCACCAGGUGACGCGGGAGCGGAUGGAGGACCGCUGCCGGGGCGAGUACGAACGCUCCUUCCUGCGUGAGUUCCACAAGUGGAUCGAGAGGGUGGUUGGCUGGCUGGGCAAGGUGUUCCUGCAGGACAGCCCCGCCAGGCCUGCGUCCCCUGAGGCCGGCAACACGCUGCGCCGCUGGCGCUGCCACGUGCAGAGGUUCUUCUACCGCGUCUAUGCCAGCCUCCGCAUCGAGGAGCUCUUCAGCAUCAUCCGAGACUUCCCGGACUCUCGGCCAGCUGUCGAGGACCUCAAGUACUGCCUGGAAAGAACUGACCAGAGGCAGCAGCUGCUCGUGUCCCUCAAGGCCGCCCUGGAGACGCGUCUCCUCCACCCAGGUGUCAACACGUGUGACAUCAUCACUCUCUACAUCUCCGCCAUCAAGGCACUCCGGGUGCUGGACCCCUCCAUGGUCGUCCUGGAGGUGGCAUGUGAGCCCAUCCGCCGCUACCUGAGGACGCGGGAGGACACAGUGCGACAGAUCGUGGCUGGGCUGACAGGGGACUCGGAUGGGACAGGAGACUUGGCUGUUGAGCUGUCCAAGACAGACCCGGCAAGCCUGGAGACUGGCCAGGACAGUGAGGACGACUCCGGCGAGCCCGAGGACUGGGUCCCCGACCCUGUGGAUGCUGACCCAGGGAAGUCCAGCUCCAAGCGGCGCUCCUCGGACAUAAUCAGCCUGCUGGUUAGCAUCUACGGCAGCAAGGACCUCUUCAUCAACGAGUAUCGCUCACUGCUGGCUGACCGCCUCCUGCACCAGUUCAGCUUCAGCCCUGAGCGGGAGAUCCGCAACGUGGAGCUGCUGAAGCUGCGCUUUGGCGAGGCCCCGAUGCACUUCUGUGAGGUCAUGCUGAAGGACAUGGCAGACUCCCGCCGAAUCAAUGCCAACAUCCGUGAGGAGGAUGAGAAGCGGCCCGUGGAGGAGCAGCCGCCAUUUGGCGUCUACGCUGUCAUCCUGUCCAGCGAGUUCUGGCCGCCCUUCAAGGACGAGAAACUAGAGGUCCCUGAGGACAUCAGGGAGGCCCUGGAGGUCUACUGCAAGAAGUAUGAGAAGCUGAAGGCCAUGCGGACCCUCAGCUGGAAGCACACCCUGGGCCUAGUGACCAUGGAUGUGGAGCUGGCCGACCGCACCCUGUCUGUGGCAGUGACCCCUGUGCAGGCGGUGGUCUUGCUGUACUUCCAGGACCAAGCCAGCUGGACGCUGGAGGAGCUGAGCAAGGUGGUGAAGAUGCCCGUGGCGCUGCUGCGGCGGCGGAUGUCAGUGUGGCUGCAGCAAGGUGUGCUGCGGGAGGAGCCUGCUGGCACCUUCUCUGUGGUCGAAGAGGAGCGGCCCCAGGACCGAGACAACAUGGUGCUCAUUGACAGCGAUGACGAGAGCGACUCGGGCAUGGCCUCCCAGGCUGACCAGAAGGAGGAGGAGCUGCUGCUCUUCUGGACGUACAUCCAGGCCAUGCUGACCAACCUGGAGAGCCUCUCGCUGGAGCGCAUCUACAGCAUGCUCCGCAUGUUUGUGGUGACUGGGCCAGCGCUGGCUGAGAUUGACCUGCAGGAGCUCCAGGGCUUCCUGCAGAAAAAGGUGCGCGACCAGCAGCUCAUCUACUCGGCCGGCGUCUACCGCCUGCCCAAGAACUGCAGCUGACCUGCCAGGCCCUUCCCACACCAUCCCCGCCUCAUCCCCACCUCGGCGUGUCCUGCUCAGCCCACCCGCCCCUCACCCAGUGCCCCCCAUGCUCCUGCCCAGCUCCCACACGCCCCUGCCCAGCCCCGAGACUGCAGAGUAAAGCAGAUGGUUCUUCAUCCUUUCCCUGUCCUGGUGGCUUUGUGGGCCCCUCAGGGACAGGUGAUCCAGGGUCUCCCUCCAGAUGAGCCUCCCUGUCACCUGGCAGGGCCUCCCUCCUUGGGAGCAGAUGAGGGAAGCUGCCCGAGGAGCCAGCCCAGCCCUGGCCUGCACACCUGUCUUUGGGCUCCAAACCUGAAGGAGUCCUGGCACGUGGGUGACUCUGGGCUGCACCAGCCAGGGUAGGGCCUCAGAUCUGAGGCCUGAGGCUCAGGCAGACGUGCACCAGGGCUUGGCUUCCCUCGAACCACCCCUGGGGCCUCCAGCUGCAGCCUCACUCCUCUGGCCUUUGAAAGGAACCUUUAGGGUCACCCUCCCUCUACCCAACCUGAGGGUCUGGCCCCGAGGUGCUGAGCGGAGAGCCCCAGGGCUGCUGCUGGGACGUGCGGGCUUGGUAAGAGGGGCUUGGUAAGAGGCUAGCGUUGGCUGAGCUUCCCCUGCUAAGGCAAGAACUUCCCGCAUCUGCAGCAGGAGCGGCUGACCGGGACGCACGCUGGGGCAGAAGGACUGUCCCACACUAGGGCUGGGCUGCUGCAGUGCUCGGGGCUCACAGUGAAGUGUGCUUUCAGAAAGCCGCCAGACGUGUGGCCUCAGUGCUCGUGUCCUGAGAUGAAGGGCCCCACGAGCCCAGCCUUCCCCAGCGCAGGGGCGCAGGGCUGGUGUGUCCAGAACACAGGGUCCUGUCCAAGGCCCAUUUGGGGACCCAGCACUGUCCAGGCUCAGGAGGCAGCGGAAGGUUGGCUCCACCCAGGCCUUCAGAGUUGCCCUGGGCGCCACAGCCUCCGUUGCUGAGAACUUGCUGGUCUGACAGGACCUGCUCUUCUGGUGGUGCUGUCCUCACAGGCAACAAAGGCCCUUUGGAACCUGCAUCCCCACUGUUCCACUCUCGCCCAGGAGCGGGUCAUUCCUAGGCCCCAGACAGCUCCUGAAUCCCCACCAGGCUGCCUCCCAGUGCUCGCCCCAAUCUCUCUGCUUUGCCCUGCUCCACAUAGGAGUCCUGAUGGCAGUCCCACUUCCAGAACUUUCUCUCCUUACUCCAGAGAAUUCUGUUUGCACAGGCCUGAAAGGAGGAAAUGGUAGGAGUUAGGCACAUUAGCCUGAGCCAUUUGAGGAGUUGGACGAGCCAGCAGCUCCCUCCCUCAGGCUUCAUGUGCCAGUCUGCUCCAGGGCUGGCUGUGCUGGGGGCACAAGAGGAGCUGCUGCCCUCCUCUUACUUCUAGUGGAGGCCCUCCCUGGCACCAGGCUGGGUGCGCCUUCGUCAUCUUAACCAGGAUGCAAACCUGCUGGACUGGCCUGGCAAGGUGGCAGCACUAGCCCCUGGGCACACCUGUUCUAUGUUCCUUUGGACUUGGUUUGCGGACGAGUGUGGUAAAACUCAGUGUGUCUUGGGUCACAACAUCACUCAAGAGGUGCAGAGGUGUGCAAGGAGCUGCUGGCUGGUCCCUGAGGGCCCCACCAGGAGGGGGGCACCUGUGCCAGCAGUCAGGGAGGUCCCUGGUGGCCAGGGGCCAGCUGGGGCCAAGCUGUGCCCUUCCCCCUGGUGCCCAGUGGGAUCAUCGUGGGACGUGGGACGCGCGUUUCCUCCUGCUUGUGGUUUGUUUGGCAGAUCCUCAGAGGAGUGGGCAGGGGCCGGGAGGAGGCUGAAGUUAACCCUGACCACGCCAG